AUGAUUGACUUAGGAGUAAUGUCUUCUCCAUCUACAACAUCGAGUGAAAGUCAUUUGCUUGAUGAUAUGCGUCGUGAAGCUGAAAUGAAUGCAUUAAAAAUAAUUCAAGCUAAAUUAGAAAAACCAGAAAAUUUAGAAAAAUUAGAUCAAUUAAAAACAGCAGCAGCACAGCGAAAACGUACCUUAGAUGAACAGUUACGUACAGCUGUUCAAUCUCAAUUAGAAAGUAUCAAAACUGGUAUUGAACAAUUACAAAUAUCUUUAGAUAAUAUGAAAGCGGUAGAUCGAUAUAUGAAAGAUACCGAUGAAAAAUUACAAAAAGUUGUACCAUUACAAUCAAAAUUAGAAGAUUUAAGAGCAGAAGCAAAUACUUAUAGACAACUAUCAUUAGCUCGUGCAAAUUUAGAUUAUAUAAUAAAUACGCCGGAGAAUGUCAGAAAAGCAGAUGAAUUUAUGUCAAGUGAGAAGUUGUUACAUGCACACAAUCUAAUUAUGGAUAUUGAAAAUUCAAGAAAUUAUUUACUUUUUGAAUUAUAUAAAGUACAAGAAAAAGAUAAUGAUGAUAUGCAGUUAUUAACAAGUUAUUUUCAAGACGUUGAUCGUCUAGUAUCACAAUUGAAAAGUUUAAUAUCAUUGCGUAUAUCAAGAUGGUACGAUUGUGCGAUUAGUUGUCCAGAGAAAUUAGUAACAGCAUUAAGAAUUAUCGAAAGAGAAGAACAAGUCGAUCGAUUUUGGAUUGAAAAGAAAGAAACAACUGGUUUCAUCCCACCCGAUAGACCGAGACAAUGGAAAAAAAAUUGUUUUGAAUUAUUACGAAAAAGUGUCAAAGAUAGAAUCGAAGGUAAUCAAUUAGAUACACGUGAAGAACAUAAGUAUUGGCUAACUCGACAUUUGGAAAUGUGUCGACGAAUAUUUUUACAAGAUUUUCAAAUCAUUACAAAAAGUUGUACACGUUGUUUUCCUAAACAUUACGAUAUUGUCAAUCGAUUUUUAGAUUAUUAUCAUACACUGUUAAAAGAACAUUUAACUGAAAUAUGCGAUCCAAAACGUCGUACAGAAAAUGAUACAUUAACAAUACCCGAAGUAUAUACAAUUGUUACAUUUGCCAGAGAAUAUAAAGGAAUUGAAUGUUUGGGUAAUCCUGAUCUGAAAUUAGACCUUUCACAAUUAUCACCAUUGUUAGAAAAAGAUAUGUUAGCAACUGUGACAAAUGAUUGGUAUGCAUGUAAAGAGGUUGAAUUAACCCAAGAACAUUAUUAUUCGACUACAAUGCCUCGUAUGUUAAUAAAUAUGAUUAUUGAAACACUUGAUAUGGCUAAAAAUAUGUCUGAUGAUGUUGUUGAACAAAUUUUAUCAAUAAUUAUAAUAAAAACACAAGAAUUUCAUGAACAUUAUGUUAGAGAAUUAAAUGAUUAUUCACGAAAAUAUUUUCUAGAUCGAUCAAAAUUUAAAGAACAUUUUACAAAACAAAUGGUAGCUAAUGCAAAUAAUUGUGAAUCAUUACCACUAUUAAUGUUAUUAAUUCGUGAUAAAUAUGAUAAAAUUGAUAUUGAUCAAGAUUUUAAAACAGAUAGAUACAAAGAAAUUGGUAAAAAAUUUGAACAUACAGCUGAAGUAUGUUGCGAUAUUAUAUUACGUGAAAUUGAACUUGAUUGUACCAAAUAUUUAAAAUUAUUAUUAACUCGUGAGUGGUUUGGUGGACAAAAUCAAUUUUGUGGUAUACUUAUUGAAACUACCCGAGAUUAUUGGGAUACAGAAUUGACCGGUUUGAAAAAACCACUACUACAAUAUCUCUUCUAUACAUGGCAUAAACAUAUUCUUGCCUAUUAUCUAAAAAAUCUUUUGAAACCACAAUCAUCACAACAGAUUAAAUUUCAAAAUCCUCAAGAAAGACGUGCAUGUGCUGAACAAAUGAAAUUAGAAGCACAAAAAUUACAACGAGAAUUUAUUCAAUGGGAUGGAAGUAGUGAACAAGAUCGAAAAGAAGAAUAUCAUUUUAAUAUGUUAGAACAUUUUGCUGAAAUUUUACAACAAACCGAUUUAGAUUCAAUUGUACUUGAUGUGGCAACAUUGGCCAAAAAAUAUCCAAGUUUAAAUAUGGAAUUUGUAAUUAAUGUACUAUUAAUGAGAGGCGAUUUAACAAAAAGUGAAGCAAAAGAGAAAGCGGAUGCGGCAUUAGCCAAUAUGCCAAGAAUUAAUCAAGGUAUAUUAUCAGAAAUUUUAGAAAUUAUGGACAAAUUAAAUUAA
Molecule: messenger RNA, 2247 nt
Organism: Didymodactylos carnosus
Lineage: Eukaryota; Metazoa; Rotifera; Eurotatoria; Philodinida; Philodinidae
Source: the annotation of a GenBank genome assembly